Messenger RNA from Procambarus clarkii (red swamp crayfish), 1110 nucleotides. RefSeq names its product tripartite motif-containing protein 44. The record is from RefSeq and is a predicted model, not a curated record. Lineage: Eukaryota; Metazoa; Arthropoda; Malacostraca; Decapoda; Cambaridae.
UCGGCGGGUGACGGUCCUUCGAGCGGGAGAUUACAGCCUCUCGUCCAGCGACUGACAACCCUUCGCCAGGCAGUCGCUCGCUCUUGUAACCUACGUCCGCACAGUCCCCGGUCCUGAUACUUGGCAAGAUGAGGACGGGCGUGGCUCUGUUGGUUCUGGUGGCAGUGAUGGCGGCCGCCCACGCAGCCUCCUUACCCUACCCCGCCCUCGCCGCCCACGACGCCCCCGAAAUCCAUCACGUCCAGAGCCAUAUUGUCGACGACAUGUAUCAAAAGAUCUCCGGAAGAAAACCUGGAGAGAAAACUGUACAGGAACCAUUAAAGAACCCAUCUGGGGAGGCUAGCUCGUCCGAGGAGUCAGAGAAGUCAUCAGAGGAGUCGUCAGAGGAGUCAUCAGAGGAGUCAUCAGAGGAGUCGUCAGAGGAGUCGUCAGAGGAGUCGCCAGGGGAGUCAGGGAAGUCAUCAAAGAAGUCAUCAGAGAAGUCGUCAGAGAAAUUAUCACAGGAGCGCAACACUGAACGUGGGGUGGUAUUGUUGGGGCCAAAAGCUGAAUAACCAGAAGUAGAUUACAGGGGAUGAAUAAUCAGAUUAGAUAAGAGGGACUGAAUAACCAGAGGUAGAUUUAAGGGAUUGGACAACAACAACAACAACAAUAACACGAAUAACAUCAACAACAACACCACCAAGGAGUCACUCAGAGGAAGUGCCUGUUAACUUGAAACUGGAACCUGUCUUAAGUGUAAAUUUUGCUUGAAUUUGAGCUGAUGAAACCAUAUCAUGGUUGACGACACACACACACACACACACACACACACACACACACACACACACACAAAUAUCAAGUAUCAAUACCCUUGUCUCCUCUAUUUGUAUAUGAAGAUACAAUAACUGUAUUAUGAAGAUACAAUAACUGUAUUUGCUGUUUAAAAAUUAUUUGCAUGGCCCUAAACGGGUUUGGUGAAUUCUCAUUUUAUCCAUUACAGCCAAUAUCACCAUGUAUCCCAGAAGCUCAGAUAUUCAUGUGUAAUAUACAUAUGAGUACUAUUUCUAUUAUGUAUAAUUAUGAGUUUUACUAUAUUUUCAUGCAUAAUAUACGGCCUGAAACGGCGUU